Messenger RNA from Coregonus clupeaformis (lake whitefish), 2033 nucleotides. Its product is annotated as peroxisome proliferator-activated receptor gamma. Gene Ontology annotation, biological process: cell differentiation; negative regulation of transcription by RNA polymerase II; negative regulation of inflammatory response. Bases 389 to 1939 code for a protein of 516 amino acids. Lineage: Eukaryota; Metazoa; Chordata; Actinopteri; Salmoniformes; Salmonidae. The record is from RefSeq and is a predicted model, not a curated record. The transcript has 10 exons. Gene Ontology annotation, molecular function: nuclear receptor activity; RNA polymerase II cis-regulatory region sequence-specific DNA binding; zinc ion binding. Gene Ontology annotation, cellular component: nucleus.
AAGUCCAACCCGCAAAUUGAUGGGGGAAGGGAAGUAUGCAGGCCAUAAAGUGCGCGAGGGGAACUUCUGUCAUUCAGAUACUGGCCGCAUGACCCAAAUGCAACAUGCAGAGCCCUGGCCUAUAAUUCAGCAACCACGGGAUCAAGAAACAGGAACGAAUAUGGCGCCAUAUGUGAAUGAAGCUGUCCAAGUGCAUGGUGAAGAGUUGUAAGGAUAUUUUUGUGUAGAAGAAGACCAGGACAGGUAACAAGACUGCUCCACAGGACUUAAAAGUCUUCUGUUUAGGUAACAAGACUGCUCCACAGGACUUUGUCAGUCUUCUGUUUAGAAGGUUUACUGACAGUGGGGCUGAGAGUACCUACCAGGGGGCGGAUUAGUUAAGCACUACAUGUCUUCUAAUCCAGAGAUGGUGGACACACAGAGAGUUGCGUGGUCCAUGAUGAAUUUUGGGCUGGGCACGUUGGACCUGGCAGAGAUGGACAACAGGAUGAAUAGUUUUGACAUGAAGACCCUAUCGACGCUGGACUACCCUUAUCUCCCCUCUCUCGAGUACAGCUACAGCAGUCCCCAUCACCACAGCCCAGACAGAAGUCACUCAUUCAACCACAGCUUAGACAGAAGUCACUCAUUCAACCACAGCCCAGACAGAAGCCACUCAGACAACUACACCUACAGCGAGUAUCAAUGUUUGGUAAAAGAUGAGCCCAUGUCGCCUCAGUCUAGCGACUGUAGCAUUGUCGGCCUGUCCAGACCCCCUCCUCACUCCAAGCCCCCUACUUACACAGACGCCAGCUCUCUGCUCAACAUUGACUGUAGAGUGUGUGGGGACAAGGCUUCAGGCUUCCACUAUGGCGUCCAUGCCUGUGAGGGCUGCAAGGGAUUCUUCCGCAGAACUGUGCGGUUAAAACUGGUGUAUGACCACUGUAAUCUGCACUGUCGGAUUCACAAAAAGAGCCGGAAUAAGUGCCAGUACUGUCGCUUUCAAAAAUGUCUGCUAGUGGGCAUGUCACACGAUGCUAUCCGCUUCGGCCGGAUGCCCCAGGUGGAGAGAGAGAAGCUGCAGGCUAAGUUGAUGAAUGUAGACCCCAGGAACCCAGAGUCAGCGGACCUGAGAGCCCUGUCCAGACAGCUGUGUCUGUCCUACCACAGACAAUUUCCCCUGACCAAGAGCAAGGCCAGGGCCAUCCUCUCUGGAAAGACCCACGGAAACUCACUGUUUGUCAUCCACGACAUGAAGUCUCUGACGGUGGGUCAGUACUUUAUAAACUGUAGACAGCUCCCAGUACUGGAGCACCAGGGGUCCGUCCUGCCCCCUGAGGAGCCUGCUGGAGAGCUGGAGCUCUCCUUCUUCCGCCGCAUCCAGUUCCGUUCCGCCGAGGCCGUACAAGAGGUCACAGAGUUCGCCAAGAGCAUCCCUGGGUUCACAGAGCUGGACAUGAACGACCAGGUGAUCCUGCUGAAGUACGGGGUCAUCGAGGUCAUGACGACCAUGCUGGCGCCGCUCAUGAACAAGGACGGCACACUGUUUGCCUAUGGACAGAUCUUCAUGACCCGGGAGUUCCUCAAAAGCCUGAGGAUGCCCUUCUGUGAGAUGAUGGAGCCCAAGUUUGAGUUUGCGGUAAAGUUUAACGUGCUGGAGCUGGACGAUAGUGAUAUGGCGCUUUUCUUCGCUGUCAUCAUCCUCAGUGGAGACCGUCCAGGCCUGGUGAACGUGAAGCCCAUUGAGGACCUCCAGGACACAGUGCUGCAGGCCCUGGAGCUGCAGCUGAAGACCAUCCACCCAGACUGCCCCCAGCUGUUUGCCAAGCUACUGCAGAAGAUGACCGACCUGCGGCAGCUGGUGGCCAACCAAGUUCGCCUCAUCCACCUGCUCAAGAAGCAGGAGCUGGAGAUGUGUCUGCACCCCCUACUGCAGGAGAUCAUGAGAGACCUGUACUAAAGGAGUGGGGGACUCAGUUUAACAGCUAUGAAGAAAAGAAGACUGCACACUGUGAUAUAUACCGUAGUACAGUAUUAUCCCAAGUGUGAUUAUU